Sesamum indicum (sesame) is the source of this 1249-nucleotide messenger RNA. Its product is annotated as reticulon-like protein B2. The record is from RefSeq and is a predicted model, not a curated record. NCBI's taxonomy places the organism in Eukaryota, Viridiplantae, Streptophyta, Magnoliopsida, Lamiales, Pedaliaceae. Gene Ontology annotation, biological process: response to bacterium.
GCUCUCCUCCGGUCGCAAUUAAUAAAUUGCACACCAGAAUCUCAUUUUCUCAUUCCCACUUUCAAGAUUCAUUCAUUCAUUCAGUUGUUACACACACAUCAUCAUCAUCAUCAUCAUCAUCAUCUGCGUGCAUCUCUACUCUGUAUAAAUUUCCUCAUCCGGGAUGGCGGAUCAUCACAAGGAAGAGGAGAACAAGGGCGAGUCUUUGAUCGACAAGGUUACUGACAAAAUGCACGCCCAUGAUUCGUCUUCAUCGUCAUCGUCGUCGUCUUCGUCGGACUCUGAUGAUGACAGGAAGGCCCGGUUGAAGACCAAGGUCUAUCGCCUCUUUGGCAGGGAGAAGCCUGUCCACAAAAUCCUCGGAGGUGGCCAAGGUGCCGAUGUGCUCCUAUGGAGGGACAAGAAGGUGUCAGCAGGAGUGCUAGGUGGGGCUGCUGCUCUCUGGUUUUUGUUUGAUGUACUCGAAUACCACUUCCUGACGUUGAUCUGUCAUGGAUUGAUCCUUGGGCUGGUUGCUAUGUUCUUGUUGUCAAAUGCAUCAACCUUUGUCAAAAAAGCUCCACCACGCAUUCCAGAAGUUGUAUUGCCAGAGGAGCCUGUUUUGAAGUUUGCAUCUGCAUUGAGGAUUGAGAUCAAUCGAGUCUUUGCAGAUCUGAGGGAUAUCGCAUCUGGAAAGGACUUGAAGAAAUUUCUCUAUGUAAUUGGUGGCUUGUGGGUGUUGUCAGUUGUUGGCGGUAUCUGUGACUUCAUGACACUGAUCUUCUCAAUUACCUUGCUGCUAUUCACUGUGCCGUUCCUCUAUGAGAAGAAUGAGGACCAGGUGGACUGUUAUGCUGAGAAGGCAAUAGCCGAGCUCAAGAAACAAUACGCCGUGUUUGAUGCUAAAGUUUUGAGCAAGAUCCCUAGAGGGCCAUUGAAAGAUAAAAAGAGUGACUGAGCAUAUCUCUAGAAUUGUCUAUUUGUCGUAGAUAAUACAGUUCCAAGUUCACAAGACAGUGUGGUAGGAUAGAAAUUCUAUGUUGCUUUUUCUUAGGAUCUCAGAUUGUCACCAGGAUUAGUCUUGGAUCAUUAUGAGACAUCUCGGUGGAUAUCAGCAGCUGGAUCAUCGAUGAUCUUGUGUUUAUGUGACUGCGUAGAAAACAGCAUCAUCCGUUGCGUAUCUGUGAAGUGUAAUGUUUUGCUUAAUGUCCAGUUCUAGCAAUAAUUUAUAUAUUUCCUCGAGUGAAAAUUCUCGGUCUUUUCUGCUUCA